AUAAGGAGAAGAAAUUGUAGUGACCAAGGAGUGCUUCAGAAAAUUAGGGUGUGAGAACAAAUUUGAAACCCUAAUUCUUCCAUUUCCCUUUUUUAUGGCGUCCCAAGGCAAAAGAGGUGGAGUAUCGCUUCCUGACAGGCCCAGCGAUUCCAGCUCCGUACUCGCCAAGAUCUCGCGUUCCUCCAUCGUCGUCCGUGGUAAGGAGGCCGCCGGGGAUGCCGCCUUUGUGGCGAAGAAGCUCCUCCGGAGCACCGGCAAGGCGGCCUGGAUCGCCGGCACCACCUUCCUGGUCCUCGUUGUCCCUCUCAUCGUGGAGAUGGACCGUGAGCAGCAGCUCAACGAACUUGAGCUCCAACAGGCCAGCCUCCUCGGCACUCCUGCACCCAAAUAAAACGAAAGGAGAUUUUCUCAGAUCAGUUCCUUCCCUUUGAAACCACUGCAUGCGCUUUCUAGGGUUUCCGCUUCCAAUAAUUUUACCUUUCUAGAUUUUGAUAAAAAGAAACACUUUCUGUGAGAAGUUUUUGUGUAUUCUUGUCAUUAGUUGUUAAAAGGCGGGUCGCUGAUUGUAAUUUACCUGCUGUUUUUAGUAGAAUGAUUCUGUUUCACCAACUCUAUUAAGCUGGUGCUGCGUUAUUUUUUCACUUUGAUGAACUUGAGAAGGGCUUCUGUGCUGAAUAGAAUGAUAUUUGGGUAUAAUUACCAUCGCAUUUCAUUGGUUUAGACUA
Messenger RNA from Vigna unguiculata (cowpea), 725 nucleotides. Its product is annotated as mitochondrial import receptor subunit TOM9-2-like. The record is from RefSeq and is a predicted model, not a curated record. Gene Ontology annotation, biological process: intracellular protein transport. Gene Ontology annotation, cellular component: mitochondrial outer membrane. NCBI's taxonomy places the organism in Eukaryota, Viridiplantae, Streptophyta, Magnoliopsida, Fabales, Fabaceae.